AUGUUUGACAGAGAGAACAAGGCUGGCAUAAACAUCAGCAAGUUCACUGGUAUCUGGAAGUGCAUCACAGACUGGCAGAACAUCUUCCACACCUAUGACAGGGACAACUCUGGGAUGACUGACAAGAACGAGCUCAAGCAAGCACUCUUAGGUUUUGGAUACUGGCUCUCUGACCAGUUUCAUGACAUCCUCAUUUGCAAGUUUGACAGACAAGGACAGGGGCAGAUCACAUUUGACGACUUCAUCCAGGGCAUUGUCUUGCAGAGGUUGACCAAUACAUUCAGGCCCUACCAUAUGGAUCAGGACAUCUGGAUUCAGGUGUCAUAUAAACAGUAUCUGUCCAUGGUCUCCAGCAUCAUAUAA
Neomonachus schauinslandi (Hawaiian monk seal) is the source of this 363-nucleotide messenger RNA. RefSeq names its product programmed cell death protein 6-like. NCBI's taxonomy places the organism in Eukaryota, Metazoa, Chordata, Mammalia, Carnivora, Phocidae. Bases 1 to 363 code for a protein of 120 amino acids. Gene Ontology annotation, molecular function: calcium ion binding. The transcript has a single exon. The record is from RefSeq and is a predicted model, not a curated record.